Messenger RNA from Leguminivora glycinivorella, 2625 nucleotides. RefSeq lists its product as uncharacterized. Gene Ontology annotation, molecular function: zinc ion binding; nucleic acid binding. The transcript has 2 exons. NCBI's taxonomy places the organism in Eukaryota, Metazoa, Arthropoda, Insecta, Lepidoptera, Tortricidae. The record is from RefSeq and is a predicted model, not a curated record. Bases 223 to 2625 code for a protein of 800 amino acids.
UUAAUAAUAAAAGGAGCUGACAAGUGAACGAUAAAUUAAGAAAUUCGUCCGACAAGAGCAAGAGGUAUAGAGAAGAUCGUGUUCCUGUUGGAUUGCUGGACUUGACAAAGUUGAAGAAGAGUUAAGCUUUCAGUUUUCUUAAUUUCACCCUUCACUCGUCAUACAGGUAGUAGUUAAGUGUAAGGAUACAAUUUAAUACGUUGACAACACACGCCUCUCAAAAUGACCGAAGAAAAGGAUUUGAUCAAAAAACGUGGCAGUUAUAAGGGUCGGCUAACUAACUUCUCAAACUACAUGAAUUCUUUGGAAAGUACUUCACUUACCUCUGUGGCCGCCAAUGAGUUGCAGUUAAGAGUCAGUAGAAUGGAAUCAUUAUUUAGUGAGUACGACGAAGUGCAGUUAAAGUUAGAAUGCUUGUCGUCUAGCAUUGACCUUCAGUUAUCUGAGCGAGCUGAGUUCGAAGCCCAGUACUUCAGUGCAAUUGCUAAAGCACAGGAUAUUUUACAUUCAUUUAAUAAAAAGCAAGAAGACCUGGGUAGCGAACGUGCAAGUAAUUCUAGUACUAGCAAUCAUAGGCUUGUUAAACUUCCCGUCAUACAGUUGCCAAAGUUCUCAGGUUCAUAUGAGAAUUGGCUCGAGUUUCACGACACAUUCCUAAGCUUAAUUCAUUCAAAUGACGAAAUCGAUGAAAUAAAUAAGUUUCACUAUUUAAGAUCGUCACUAGAAGGUUCAGCGGCAGUAGUUGUUAAAUCGGUCGAAUUCUGUUCUAAAAAUUAUCAAACUGCAUGGAAACUUCUGUGUGAUCGUUUCGAUAACAAACGUUUAUUGCUGCAGAAUCACGUUUCAGCAAUAUUUAACAUCGAAACAAUCACCAAGGAGUCUUCAUUUGCGUUAAAACGUAUGAUCGACCAAUUGAACAAAAACUUGCUCGCAUUGGAAACACUAGGCGAACCCGUAAAACAAUGGGAUACGUUACUUAUUUACAUUGUGUCACAUAAGUUAGAUGCUAAGUCGUACCGGGAAUGGGAAGAGUACAAAGGUCGCUUAGAUAAAGAUAAGCCAAUAACUCUCGAAGCGUUUCUAACAUUCAUGCGAAAUCGUUCUGAUUUAUUGGAAACGUUGGAACUGUCCACUAAUAACACUGUCGGUCGAAAUAACACUUCUCACAAAAACACUCCGAAGUUGAAAACUUUGUCCGUACAGGACACUAAACAAAACACUGUGGCUAAGUGCCCUAAAUGCAGCGGUGAACAUUAUUUACCUAGUUGUUUACAGUUUCUCGCCGUUAGUAACGCCGCGCGAUUGAAAUUAUUACCGAAUUUAAAGGUUUGUUACAACUGUUUACGCGGUGGACAUUAUGCUAAUCAUUGCAAAAAGCCAGGAUGCAAGCUAUGUAAGCGAAAGCAUAACACAUUAGUGCAUGUUACCGAUAGCAAACCUACAUCGAGCGGAGCCUGCGCGUCCGGCCGCGGCGAGGAGGAAAAUGCAACUAAAAAUAAUAAAUCGAUUUUUCCUGUUAAUCAAUCGUUACCUGCCGCGCCCGUUGCAUCUCAUUCUGGUUUAGGGAAUAUUUCGCAUGAUGUCUCGCCCGCCUCGGUACAAACACUAUCGGCUCAAAUUAUGUCUAACUCGCCACCAGCGAAACAUGGCAUGCUUGCGACUGCGCUAGUCAAGGUUUACGAUGGUAAUAAUAAAGAGCAGGUAGCUCGCGUCAUGUUGGACAACGGUAGUUUUGCUUGCUUAAUAUCUCAGAGUUUUUGUGAGAAAUUAAAUUUACCUACAAGUCAAAUUAACACUACAAUUUUAGGUGUAAAUAAACAACCUAGUGAAAUAGGAGAAAUGUGUCUUGUUCCUAUUAAAUCUUUAAACGACACAUAUUCAGUAACAGUUAACUGUUAUGUUCUGCCAUCCUUAACUGAUGACGUCCCCUGUCGUCAAAUUAAUCUGGCAGACCUUAAUAUCCCAAGCGACAUUUGUUUGGCUGAUCCAAACUUCUAUGAACCCGCACCUGUCGAUAUUAUAUUAGGCGCUGAGGUGUUUUGGGACUCAUUUCCUACACGACCUCAGAUCAUUCGACUAGGUAUUGGACUUCCGAUGCUCUGUGAAACUCGCUUUGGCUAUUUGGUUGCUGGUCGGGAAAUUACCGACAGUCUACCUUCCAGCAUUCAGUGUUUCUUUGCUUCUGGUCUUUCGCACACAGGUGUUAAUGAUUUAAAAUGUAACGACGACAUCCAAACCCAAUUAACGCGGUUUUGGCAGCUCGAAGAAGUUAGCCAUAAGUCGUCACAUUAUUCACCUGAGGAAAAAAUGUGCGAAGAACACUUCGUUGAAAAUACUUCGCGGCUAGCCGACGGACGAUUCUGCGUCAGGCUGCCUUUAAAACAAAGCGAAAGUGUCCUAGGCGACUCAUUUCAACGCGCAAAACACUGCAUGCUCUCAUUGGAGCGUAGAAUUAAAACCAAGCCUUCAUUUAAAGCUUUAUAUCAUGAGUUCAUGGCAGAGUACGAAAGCUUGGGUCACAUGUCACAAGGUAGACAGAUCGCACAUGAGGGGUUACAUAAUACCUCAUUUCGGAAUUUUGCGCGAAAGCACCACUACAAAGCUUCGAGUGGUGUACAAUGCUAG